CAUCGUCUCUUUUCUUUCUCCUUCGCAGUUGAGAUCUUGAUCAUUAAUUAACUAAUUAGCCAUGAGUAGAGGUGGAAGCUCCGGCGGCGGUCAGAGUUCUUUAGGCUACCUUUUUGGGUCUGGAUCGUCCGAUGAACAACCAAUUAGGGCACCACCACCUUCCCGGACUGUAUAUAACCUACCGCCAUAUGGUGUUGAUAUUAUCCCCGAAAAGAACUCCGAUCAUCUUUCUCCUGAAAACCAGAAGGCUUCAAGCAACUACCGUCGAGCUCAAGGCCAGAAUACUGGCAACUUCAUCACUGAUCGUCCGUCGACAAAGGUGAAGUCUGUGCCAGGAGGAGAUUCAUCUCUUGGGUACCUCUUUGGAGAUAAGUGAAGUUUUAUGUCUCUCAACAUAUAUAUCCAGAUUUUAAAUCUAAGUGAAAAUAAGGGAUUACUGCCAUUUCCCAUGAUUAUUAAUGAACCUAAACUAAUAUAGUGUACAAAAUAUAAUCCGCUGUUUUUUUAAAAUCAUAAUUCAUAUGCAUAUGAUUAUGAAGGGUUUUAAGACUGUAAACUGUAAAAGCUAGUGAUGCAACUUAGUUAGCUUAUAACUAGCUAGCUAUAUGUAAUGUAUGUUUGUCUUUAAUAAGAAUAUAAAUAUAUAUCUAGCUGUUUUUAU
Molecule: messenger RNA, 661 nt
Organism: Mercurialis annua (annual mercury)
Lineage: Eukaryota; Viridiplantae; Streptophyta; Magnoliopsida; Malpighiales; Euphorbiaceae
Product: protein SPIRAL1-like 5
Exons: 2
Coding region: 62-376 (104 amino acids)
Biological process (GO): cortical microtubule organization
Cellular component (GO): cortical microtubule, transverse to long axis
Source: RefSeq, a predicted model, not a curated record